AUGGAAGACAACUAUGGCAAGUACCAAUUUUUUCUUUCUUAUUUUUGUGCUGAUAACCAUUCCGCAGUUUUGACUCUGUGUGGUAGACUGUUUCAAAUAUUCAGCUGUGAAGCUCACUAGAGGAGAAAAUGAGGCAAUAAAACAUUGUGAUCCAUACAAAACUCUGCCGUUGGAUAAAUGAUUUAUACUUAAGCACAGCAUACAUUUACUUAGCAAUAUACAAUAUGUUAUGAGCGUGUUUUAUUACUAGAUUUGGUAGUUAGUUAUUUCUCAGUGCAGCAGGGGAGAUUCAGCACUGGGUGCCACGGGGGCUGGAGGGGAGCACUUCGACCACCGGUGAGAUUUAGUUCAUAGAGCAUAUUGCUGGUAAUAAUGAUAUAGAAGGAAAGGAAAGCAGUUUACACCUGAUGACUAACAGACCAACUCCAGACCUACUAAGAGGCUUCUCCACCCCUUCUGGUUUUGACAAAUGUAAGACUAUUGCCAAACUCCAUGUGGGUUUCUUUCAUAACUGUGAAGACCAGAAAUAGGAUUUUCAUGUUUUCUGAAGUAAAAGCACAGAGGAACCUGCAAAAUCUGUAAUAUGAUGCUCUGUAGCAAAGUCUUAAUACAAAGGCACUCAAACCAAGACCCACUUGUCUUAUGAGACCAUUGGGGAAAAUGUAGCCAUACCUCUUCAAUUUCCUUGAAGAAUUCUUUUAAUUGGACUGCCUAAUUGAGUAGCUUCAGGGAUUCAGUUCCUUGGAACUUGCGCUUUAUUUCAUAAAUGUGCUCAUUAACGUCUGCAGCAGUCUUGCACCACUGACUACAUUUUCUUUGUUUAGUACCCUAAUCACCUAAAUCUUACAAGUGGGUGUAUUUAGCCACUAAACCUGAAGUAAUUCUGCGGUUAUGGAAUACUGAGAACCAAUAGCUUUCCUCAAUUAUCUGAUUAAUUUCAAUAUAUUAGUGUGUACCCACUUUUUAACUGUGAUACAUCUUUUAGACCACAAAGCAUGCUUCCAUCUUUGUUUUUUUUCUAGUUGAUCCUUCAGAUCCUGAUAAACUAAUGCAGUGUCCAUAUGACAAGAAUCAUAAAAUCAGGGCAUGUAGGUUCCCCUACCACCUUGUCAAGUGUCGUAAGGUAGGAAAUGUAGAUUGUAUUAUUGACUGUGUGGAGCCUGUAUCUUGUGGCUUUAUAGUUGACUUAAGAACAUAAGAGCUUGCUGAAUCAGGCCAAUAGCCAAUCUAGCUGGAGGGUGUCUGGGAGGGACACAGCUGCUCUGGCAACAAACCCCACACUGCUUUUUCAGGCAGUACUGGGCCUGCGCAUGCCAGCCGCGUUCCUCUCAGAUGCCCUCGGGACACAGUUGCUCUGGCGUGCACCCCGCCCCACAGUGUGCCCCGCACCCUAGCGCGCACACGCACACACACCCCAGGUGCCAGCAGGGCUUGCUACACCCCUGGAAAGAGGCAGCCCACCCCACUUGCUCAGAUGAAGGCAGACGUGCAGGCAAGCAGAAGAAAGAGCACUUUCUCAGGCUCCCUCUGCCAGGGCCAGGGCUGGGCUGUGGAGGGAGUGGGCAGGAGCUCCUUCGCCCGAGCAAGUGGGCAGCCACCUUCCCUUCUUCCUGGUCCCUCCCUCCCUCCCUCCACAGCUCAGCCACCUUUUCAACCUUUUUCAGGGUUAUUUCAGACAUCAUGAUGCAUCACUGUAGAGUGGUACAUCAGGUUAAGUACUUAAUUCAUUCUGGAGGUCCGUUCUUAACCUGAAACUGUUCUUAACCUGAAGCACCACUUUAGCUAAUGGGGCCUCCUGCUGCUGCCGUGCCGCCGGAGCACGAUUUCUGUUCUCAUCCUGAAGCAUAGUUCUUAACCUGAAGCACUAUUUCUGCGUUAGCAGAGUCUGUAACCUGAAGUGUAUGUAACCUAAAGCGUAUGUAACCUGAGGUACCACUGUAUUUCAAUGGUUAGCUGGUGAUACGCCAUAUUUACUCAAAUCUACUUCUCACCUUUUUUGGCCAAAUUACAUUGCAAAAAUUAAGGUGUGCAUUAGAUUCAAUGGCACAUUAGACUCAAGUAAAUAUGGUUUUACAACAUUGGAAAACCAGAUAUCAUCCAGCCCUACUUGGGGCACUUCUACUUUCCACAUUCCUCUUUUGGAAGAAAUGUCCAUUUAAUCCUCCUCUCUGCUUCCUGUUAUCUAACCAGUUUCUGAUUGAGCUAAGCGGACUCAUGAGUCUUUGAAAGCUUUGUUGAAAAGCUUUUUGGAAGUCCAAGUAUACUGUGUCAGCUGGAUCACCUCUGUCUAUACGCUUGUUGAUGCUUGGGAUGUGUCAGUGCUGUUACUCUUUGCAGUUUGUGUGAGAUGAAUUUUAUCAACUAAAGGACAUUUUAAAAAAAGACAGUGUGGAGAUAAACUGAAACCACCCUCCAAUUAAGUGCACACCAGCCAUCUGACCUGAUGCUCAUUUUUUCAAUUUAUCUCUACAUAAUGGGUAGAGAAAUGUUAGCCCUACAAUACUUGGUACUAGGAUAUAAAAACCUUCCAAUUGCAAGGUGGACUCUCCAUCCUUGGAGGAUUUUAAGCAGAGGUUGUAUGGCCAACUGUCAUAAAUGCUUUAAUCAAGAUUCCUGCAUUGCAGGGGUUUUGGACUAGAUGAUCUUCAGGGUCUGUUCCAACUAUACAGUUCUGUGAUUCUGUGAAGGACGUUUUGGUCAGGCCCAGUGGAAAGGUAGAUAUUUCUCAGACAUAAAGGCCUGGUUUGUGCAUAAUACAAAGCAGUGUUUUCUUUGAAUGUCCAAAUCCAGCCCAGCAAUCUAAUCAUGAGAGUGCUUGCAUAUCUAAGCAACUCUUCCUGACUCUUUUUCUGAAAAAGCCCUUGUUUCUAAUUUUGCCUGAAAGCAGGCUCUUCUCCCACCCCAUUCCUCCAGGGGAAGCCCUUGCUUACAAGCUAGACAAAGCCACCUGCUUUGUGAAGAGAAAAACUGCAAUGGACCAUGCUGCUGUCUUUAAGUAACAUAUACAAUGGUACCUCGGGUUACAUACGCUUUGGGUUACAUACGCUUCAGGUUACAGACUCCACUAACCCAGAAAUAGUGCUUCAGGUUAAGAACUUCGCUUCAGGAUAAGAACAGAAAUUGGGCUCCGGCGGCGCGGUGGCAGCAGGAGGCCCCAUUAGCUAAAGUGGUGCUUGAGGUUGUUAACAGUUUCAGGUUAAGUACAGACCGGUAUGAAUUAAGUACUUAACCUGAGGUACCACUGUAUGCUGUUAGUUAAGGCAUUGGUGAACUGAUACCCAGCUAGCCUGAUUGUUUAAUCUCUUUACAAUAAAAUAAUUAACACUUCGUGGAAACAAAAACACCACUGACCUUUCACAGCAUGCAUACACAAAUCAAGACUUCGAGGUGCUGGGACAGAACUCCUGUUUUCCUAGUCGAUUUGCAUGUUUGUGAGCCUGUUGGUGUGUUGUGUACUUGUUCUACAGCUAAUAACUUUUGCCAUGCACAUAAUCAGGGUUGUCUGAAAUAUACGUACUAUAUAUAGUUUGAUAGUUCUGUAUUGCAUAGCUUUAAAAUAAGAUAGCCAUGUCUUUGUUUUCUAGAACCAUCCUGAUAAAGUGCAGCAACUGGUCACAUGCCCAUUUAAUGCCCGUCAUCAGGUCCCCAGAGAAGAGAUCAGUCAACACAUAUCAAGCUGUGAUGACAAAAGGUGCAUUGAGCAAGACAUUGGUAAGAAAUUUUUCAGUAUGAAUUAAUGGCUGGCAGCUGCCUCUUACCUUGACUUUUAACAUUUCAAAGGGAUUGCUCUCAGUCUACUAUAAUUCCUUUUUGAAUCUAUAACACAUGUUUGUGGUGCCUGUUUGAUUGUGAUUUGAAGUAGUAUGGGUCGAAGAAUAUUUUUUUCUUCCUGAGUGUGCAAGUUUUUCCAGCACUUGGCUUCAUCAGGCUAGUGACUUUUAUUGUUGAAUAUUGUAUCAAAAAUUACUCACAUUAAGAUGAAACCUACUUGGCAUUUGAGUUAAUACAAGACAAGAAGGGCCAGGGUCAUAAAAAUUGUGGGUAACUCACGCCUCCUGCUCACUAGAUGUUUGAGGUCUCUUCUCCAGCAGGUAAGUUUGGCUAUGCAAAGAUGGACAAGAUAUAGAAUAACCAAUACAGCUUGGACAGGUUUAAACACAAAGAUGGGUUCAAACCCCUAAUCACAGCCAUGAAGAAAACUUGUCCUUACAGGGCCAGCACAGGCAUAAUUCUGGCCGACCUCUUGUUAGACUCCUGCCGCCCACCACAGCUUUGGUGCUCAGUUUACAAAAAUGUUACCUGUGCUUGGUCAUUAAAGAAUUGGGCAGAUUAAGAUGAGGGCGUUAGGAAAUUACCAGUAGGUCCAUUUUUCUGUCACACCCGUAGCCAAGGAAGGGCUGUGCUGUUCUAGAAAAGGCAGGCUUGGUGCCCAGCGCUGCGUUAAGCACUUCAUACAAUGCUUUUUCUCACAAAUAAACUUCUUUCAUUUAGCAAUCCAUGGGGAUAGCCGCAGAAGAGAGGUUAGUGUGGUAAGCUCCUGGCAAUCUCCUCCAUGCGAAGAAGACUGGGACAGAGGUGAGACUCUGUGUUUCUGAUACUUUGCUAGAAUAUCUGCAAGACCAAGGGCCUGUCCCCUCCUGAAACUGUAAUGAUCUUAGUAAGAAGGAAUGCUUUUUUCAAACACCUGUUCUGCCCGAGCCAUUAUUUUCCAUCACCUGUGCUGGGAAGAAAAUGAUAUGUUGUACAACUUGAGGUAAAUUACUUUAUUAAAUGGCUGUGUUUGCUCAGGCAGCACUGCAUCAGUUGUAUUCUCCUUAGUAAAGUCUGGUGUUUAUUCCAUGCUUCUCAUAUGUGGCUUCAGUAAUAUUUUUGUUUUGCUUGACAGACGUAGCAGGCCAAUCGAACUCUGUCUUCAUUUGGGGCACAAGCCACCAUGGUGAGGCAAGCAGGUAAAGUUGGGUUAUCCGACACUGCGAAGAUGAAGGUCAUCUUCAUCUUUUCCUUCCUUUGCACUUGUUUGUUGUGGACAGAGAAGUAAUUCUUUUUUAAAAAUUAUUUGGGGAGUUAUGAACAAUGCAAGCUUUUGCUUACACUUGUGGGAGAUAUGCCUCCUUCAGAUCUUUGCAUAGGUCUAACACAUGAGGGAGAGUUUUGAUGAGUGUUGUGUCUCUUUUUCUAUAUUGAGAAUGGCAGUGUGCAGUACAACCUAACAGUAAGUUGCACUCCUCUUGCUCUGUGCUGGAUGGCUUCUCUCCUUUUUUGGAGGCACAAAUGAUAGUGAUUUCUUUCACCACUCAGGAAGGACAAGCUUGUCUUUCCUCCAUUGUGUGGGUUGGCAGAAUGACAGCUCUCAUGAUACUGAGGCUUGUUUCGUGUAAGCUUUUAUUGCUGUCUGCCCCUGCCCCCCAAACACUCACACACAGUUCAAACUUCCCCAACCUGGGUCAGAUGGGAGUUGUAGUCCAAAGUUUCUGCGGGGUGCCAGGAAUACUGGAUUGGGGAAUACUGGAUUACAGUGGUACCUCUGGUUACGUACUUAAUUCGUUCCAGAGGUCCGUUCUUAACCUGAAACUGUUCUUAACCUGAAGCACCACUUUAGCUAAUGGGGCCUCGCGCCGCCGCCGCACUAUUUCUGUUCUCAUCCUGAAGCAAAGUUCUUAACCCGAGGUACUAUUUCUCGGUUAGUGGAGUCUGUAACCUGAAGCGUAUGUAACCUGAAGCAUUUGUAACCCGAAGCACCACUGUAUAGCUAACUGGAUUACUGUGGAAGCUUCUGGACGUCCUGCACACUCACAAGCAGCAAAUCCUCACCCUCCAAUCCAAUUAGUGUUACAAUAGCUGCCUUCCAAUCACACAGUUGGUGCUCAGAGGGCAAUGCAGUAGUCCAAGCGGGAGGGCAUUGGAACAUGGACUGCUGAGGCCAUGCUAUAUUCACCCAGGAACAGCCACAGCUAGUGAACUAAUCUAAGCUUGGACAUAAGCACUCCUAGCCAAAGCAGCUACUUGAGACAGAUUGGAAUCCAGGGUGGGAUUCAGCUAACAAGCCCCACUAGGGAUGAUCUGCCCCCCUCUACAGCUUUGAGCUGGGGACUGGUCCUUGUUUUUGGUGCUCCACUCCAAUCACCACAGAAACACAGCACAAUUGCUGGAACAACACCCCUAAUUUGGACCCAUGAGAGUAUAGUCUCUGAGACAAGACUCUGCACCUUUUGAGAGAGCAGUCCUAACAACAACCAGAAGUCUUGGUUGAUAACCACUGUCAGACAAUUUUUUGAUCCCUGGGAAAACUUUCUACUGUUUCCUAGCAAUGAGCCUUGGGGGAUGCUCCUCCUUGGCAUGAGAACUGCAUUAUGUUGUAGAUCCAGUACCUUAUAGGGGCAUUACUCUCCAUCUUCUGAGUCUGACAGUCCCUAGUCAUAACGGACUGUGGUAGGUAGGCGGUUCCAUGCAUCUCCUUCUCCCUAGCAUUGUUUCAGUUGCAGUGCUAAAAGACCUACUGCCAGGCAGCUGUAUAAAAAAAAACCCUGGCAACAUGUUUAGUUUGUCAUGACCCAUCACAAAUAAUCCUUUUAGCAACUGGGAAUCUGUAGACUAUUAGUGCUCAGAGUUGGAAAUAAUAUUGUCACCUGCAAAGUAUAAUCACAAUUUAAAGGUGGAAAACCAGGAGUAAUGUCUGGUCUGUCUCAGCCUUAUAAAUUGGCUGCUUCCAUUGUAUUAACUAUGGAUAAGCAGCAAGUAGUUUUUAUCUUUGUCCCUUUUAAGCACAUAACAAACACUCAGCAUGAAUGUGUUUCAAGACUAACUAACAAGUUGCUUUUCACUGUUUUAAACCUUGUUAUUUCAGUGACCAGAGCUUUUACUUUGUUUACUGCACAUUAUCUUAGCCUGAAGAGUGAAAAGAGCAUUUAUAAUCUGCCCUUCACCACCCAAAGGCCCCAGGGCAAAAAAUGCAUACACUUUAAAUUAACAUGAAGCUAAAACGAAAUGCAGCAACAAUAUAAUUAACACAAAAAAUCACAGAACAAUAAAACUACAAAGCAGCAGUUAAAUCAAAGCACUCUCAGUGCACCUCAUCCCUGUCUAGUCCAAAGUGAUCUGUGCUUCUUCACCUGACUGUAAAAUGUGUUGGGGUGAGAUGGACCUCAGAGGGGAGGUCAUUCCAGAGAAGUGGAGCUGCCACAGAGAAAGCUCUCCCAUGGGCCCCCACACCACGAACCUCAUUGGGCAUGGAGAAACCAAAAAGGUUGAUGUGAAAGGAGGCAUUCUUUCAGAUGUCUGGAAUUAAAUCUUUCAGAGCCUUCAUUCUCAUCAUAGGCACCUUAAAUCAGGCCCAGAGGACAGUUGGCACCCAAAGAAGUUGCUUCAAAUAGGUAUCAUAUGCAGACCAUCAGCCACACCCAUUAACACCCUGUCUGCUGCAUUUUGCACCACUUGCAACCUCAAGACUGUUUUCAAGGCCAGUGCCAUGUAGAGUGAAAUGUGGUAGUCCAGCCUGGAAUUUCUCAGGGCAUGGAUAACUAGCUGAGCUAUAGCUGUUCAAGGAAGGCCUUAGCUGGCAAACCAACCAAAGCUCAAGCUGCCUAAGCUUCCAGUGACAUAGGUGGCUUCAGGACAAGUCCCAAGCUACAAAUCUGUUGUUUCAAGGGAAGUGCAAUGCUGUCUAGAGCAGGACAUCUCCCCAAAUCAUGGACCAAGGAACUCCCCGUCCACAGUGCCUUCCAUUUUUUAGUCUGAGUUUCUUAGCCUGCACCCAGCCCAUCAUAUUUAUCAUAAUUAUUUUUUACUUCUUCCUUUCCCUUCACCAGGACGGCUUAAAUGAAUAAAAAAAUAAAAAGUUAAAAAACAGAUUACAAGUAUAUAUUUCAGGUGUCAAAGACCAGGGUUUUAUUUACAGGUAGGUAGCCAUGUUGGUCUGCCAUUGUCAAAACAAAAUAAAAAAAUUCCCUCCAGUAGCACCUUAGAGACCAACUAAGUUUGUUAUUGGUAUGAGCUGUGCAUGCACAUGAAAGCUCAUACCAAUAACAAACUUAGUUCUCCAAGGUGCUACUGGAAGUAAUUUUUUUUACAGGGUUUUAUUUGUUACCCUUCUGUUUAACACUAUUGAGAUAUCGGAGAGCUGUUGCAGUGAAAUUAUUAGGUGUGAUCUAUUAUCUGGAAGCUCCCAAUGGACUUCUCUGCUAUGUAUUUAUUGAGUGACCUUCAACAAGCCACUCUCUCAGCCUCUCAGUACCUACGGGACCGCCUCUCCUGGUAUGUCCCACAGAGAAACUUACGGUCUUCAAAUAAAAACAUCUUGAAGGUCCCAGGCCACAGAGAGGUUAGGCUGGCCUCAACUAAAGCCAGGGCUUUUUCGGCUGUGGCUCCGAUCUGGCGGAACACUCUGUCACAAGAGACUAGGGCCCUGCGGGACUUGACAUCUUUCCGCAGGGCCUGCAAGACAGAGCUGUUCCACCAGGCCUUUGGCCAGGGCACAGCCUGACUCCCUCCCUCGGCAAUCUUCGCGGAGCUCUGGCCCAAUGGUUGCCAGUGGCUUGAUUUGAAUUAAUUUUAUAAUGAAUGAUUUUAGAGUGUUGUUUGUGCUGUACUUUUGUACUGUUUUAUUGUUGUUAGCCGCCCUGAGCCCAGCUUCGGCUGGGGAGGGCGGGAUAUAAAUAAAAUUUAUUAAUUUAUUAUUAUUAUUAAUUCUCCAUCUCUAAUAUGGGAAUGAUACUGCCCAAAGGGUUACUGUAUGUGUGUAGUAGAUGGCACUGGCAAAUCUGGUUUUUUUCAAAUACAUAUUUUAGAGUAGGUGCUGCAGGAGUGGCCUGUAUGCUAGAAUUCAUGGUAGUGCUUGUGGUUUGGUUUGGUUUGCUUUGCUUUGCUUCUUAAUGGAUUAUGUUUCUUAAUUACUUCACAUGUGUGAAAUAAAAAGGAACACAUUCAUUUUUCAUUCCUUCCCCUCCCCUGCCCCACAGUUCUGGAUCAAGCCCAGCCGUGGGACUUAAGAACCAGCUAGCUUCAGGACUACGAGCUCCAAGGUCCCUGCCACAUGUACUACCAUGGAAGAACAGUAAGUGAUGCUGGAAAUGUAUCCAUAGUCUACAUUGGACCAUGAGGUCCCCUGCCACUUUAGUGUGGCCCCUUGACUCUUGCUAGGUGGGUGGAGCCAGAGCAAUAGAUGCUUGUCUGCAUGGAAGCAUGAGGCAUCAUCACAGCUCAGUAUCACGUUCCAGCCUGGCAAAAUCACUCCAGGUGCAAAGCAGGGUCAAUGAAGGGAAGAAUUCUGAGGGCCAGAGUGGUCUGGAGGGUUACAUUUUAGUCUGAGGUUUCCCACCCUGGCUUAGUGUUAAAUCUAAAAUCAGGCUUAUCUCCCCCAGUCAAGCAGCAAGUGAUAAGUCAUAGAAGAAACAGAACGCAGGCUUGUGAGUUUUGGGUAAGACAAACCAUGAGGCCAGGUUCACACAUAGCUAAAACAGCACCAUGGCUUGGCCCUUGUUAGUUCAGCUGCAUUUUGCCCAUUGAUUGUAUAUAUGAAUGGGAAUGUUGAAUGAAGAGUUUUAGUUUUGGUAGUCUAACUGGACGAGAGAGGGCACUGUUUGCCUCUGCCUCCUGACAAGCAGCUGCCUUGAAAUACAAGUUUAGGAGUGCUUUGGAAGAAGCCUGUCUGGGAGCAUAAAUAGUAUCUGGUAUUUAAGUGAGCCCAAAACAGUUGUGGGGGUUUUCAGUAUCCCCUCCUGCUAAAUUCAGUGGCAGCUUUGUGGUGAACAGCUGCAUUAGGUUUACAAAGUCUCCUCCUCUUCAGAUCUCAUGUGCAGUAACAACCAGGAAUGUGUUUGCAUGGAAUUAUUUUUGUCCCCCUUCCCGGGUGAAGUGGCUGAGCAGCUCAGCAUUCCUCUCCCCCACUCCUUGUCCUAUCCCUGUGGUGACAAAAUUGUGGAUAAAAGGAGAAGUGUGAAGGUCUUUCCAUUCUUCUGUUUCCGGACUUCAGCUUCUUCCCAUGGAAUACUGUAUUUUUCGCUCUAUAAGACCCACCAGACCAUAAGACGCACCUAGUUUUUGGAGGAGGAAAACAAGAAAAAAAAUAUUCUGAAUCCCAGAAGCCAGAACAGCAAGAGGGAUCUGGCUUCUGGGAUAGCCUCUCGCUGUUCUGGCUUCUGGGAUAGCCGCGCAGCCCGCAUUCGCUCCAUAAGACUCACACACUUCCCCCUUACUUUUUAGUAGGAGAAAAGUGUGUCUUAUAGAGCAAAAAAUAUGGUAUGUGUGAAUGUACUAUUUUUCAUGCAAGACUAAUAAAUAUGGUGGCAGCUCCUAUGCUAACAGCUGCAGUAACUAAAUUGGUGGCAACAUGCUGUAGCUUUCUGCAGUGACUAGUGAGCUUUCCCCAGCUGUGCCCUCUCUGUGCUGAGAGUAGAGGUGAGAGUAGAGGCAGUGCUCCGUAAAUGACAGAAAAAACAAAGAAAUUAAUUCUCGUGUGUGUGUACAUGUGUGUACAUCUAUCUAUAAUAAUUCCUUAUGCAAGACUUCCUGCUUUGAAAAAAUGGCUAUCACUUAAUAUGGAUACAUUGUCCUUUACACCCUUUAAUUAUCAUGCAACCUAGCCUUCCCCGACAUGGUUGCCUUCAGCUGAAAUAAAGAAAAAAUGCUUAGUUCCUCCUCCCUUCCCUGGCCCCAUUUUGCCAGGUGUUGGCAGCUCCCCUGGUGCUAAUUACCAUUAGGGUCCAGAGUGUUGAACUACCCAAGAGAAUCUGCAGUACUGCACUUGAAACCCAGUCUUGCUAAUGUCAAAAGCUAUUGGCCCUAAGAAAUUUUACUUUCCUGCUGUUUGCUCAUGGGAGGCUGAUAGAGGAUGGACAGAGCACUCCCAUCUAUCCAGCUUACAUAAGUAAUAAAACAGGCUGGCGAAAAUAAACAAAUUGCAGGCUGGAAAUGCUGCCAGCUGGCAAAUAUGAAUAAGCUACUACUUUUUAAGUUGCUCAGCAACAUUCAUGUUAAAAAUACCUCUGGGGGUACAUUCACUUUUUAUAAUAAAAAGUGUGGGAGUUAAGUACUCCUGCUCUACUUAAUCUAAGCUUUUCCUUAAGGCUAAGGGGAUAGGAAGGAUCUGCAGCUGCCCAAAGGUUUUAGUUUGAAAUUUAGGGGUGUGCCCUCUCUAAAUUUGUCACUCUUUAGGUUAUUGAGAGAUGGAACUCCAUGUUGCAGCUUCUGUAAUGCUGCUCUGCCUUUUCCCUUCUACUCUGUUGGAGCAGCUAACAUCAAUGGAGCCUGGAAAUAUUUUUUAUUUGCCCCAGGCCAAUGACUAAUUCUGAACACGCUUCAUUCAAGGGACACAUUCCUUUCCUUGUCCACCUGGAGGGGAUUAUGGCAAUGAAGAGGUGGAAGAACAUGAGUUCUGCUUUCUAAUAUGAAAUUAUCCCAUCUUUCUUGACAAUAGCUUUAUAGGAAGAACUGGGAAAUGCUAUGAGCAAAUAUUUGAGGUAUAUGCAGGCGUGGCCAAAGAAAGGAGCAGCAGCCUGGCAUAAAUAGGAAGCAGUUUUCCUUGGACCACCUUCCUGAGGGUGAGAAGUGGCUUUUAAAACAUAAAGAAAGACUAGAGGGAGACACCUCUGAUUUGAAGCUGGGUAAAGGUGAAAUCAGAGCAGGCCUGACCUACUUGUUGGUUCAUAAGACCUCUUAAAACCUCUCCACAUUUGUAUAACUAGUUUCAAAUUCUUCAAAGUGACCUUUAGCUUGUCUUGUGGUGUGUGCACACAAAUCACCUUCUGCUCUGGUUGUGUGGAGCCAAGUUAAGUGAAAGGAAGUGAGAGGCAUUAAUGUAGUCUUAAGUUAAUCAAGGAGAUAACAUAAGCAGCUGGGUUGAGUCAUGGUGCAGUUGAAAGUACCGUAGAGUAGUUCUGCAUUUUAAAAUGCCCCAUUAGGCACACUGUUUUUAGAACAGUAAUUCAAACAUCCCUUCUUUUUCUCCUUUUUUCCCUUUUUCAAUUCAUAAAAUUUAAUCAUCUAGAAAAGAAUUGUCUAGCAGGACUCGUGUUUGUAACACAUUUUGUCCACAUUCUUUAGGAAAGCAAAACUCAGUACUGUAGAGUAUAGUAUAUAAAAUUUUAAACCUCUAAGCUAUUGUCAACUUUUGGCUGUCACUAAUUCUGCAUUUUCUUGAAGGAUGGAAAUAAUAAAGAUUUCCAUGAGUUCAGAGGAUUGUCAACUUGGUCCCAGAUUCAGAGGAUGGAAAAUAUCAAUAACCUCUACUCUGCACUGAUAAAUCCCAUUGGCCUGCUGAUAAUCUAAGCUUGUUGAAUGAUUGGCAGAGUUAAAUCUCUUAAAAUAGAUGGCUUUGAAAGGAAGAUACCUCAAACACAGUAGAAAAUUCAGUAAUCCAAUAUCAAACUUUCAGAAUCCCAACUUUGUAAAUAUGGUCAUUUAGGUAGUCUGAAUACCUUGUUCAGGAUAAAUCAUUGGUGCUCAGAGAUAAGCAGUUAAAUAUAUUGUGAUGUGCUUGUUUUUGACCCAAGAAGAUGAAUUUGCCUCUGGAUUUCACUCCUCACAUGUUGUUUAGUACCUGUCUCAGUUUGAUAGCCUUGCUACCAUCAUAUGGCUCUUUUCUUGAAUUACUCCAGAACUGCUACUGCAAUUUCAGUUUAGCAAGAACUCAGAGAAUGCAUUCUUUGCCUGAAGUUAAAUACAGGAAUAGUGUGACAGAGCUCAUUUUGUUCAAGUAAACAGCAAAACCCUUCCCCAGCUUCCCCAGCUCCUCAUAUGGCUGUAAGAAGGUAUAAACUCUGUUUUCUUGUAAUGCAUAUCAACAAAGAGUGGUACAGAUUCUGUUUGCUUGCAAUUUGAGUGUUUAACCUGUUGUGAUAUUUUUGCCCUCCCUUCAUAUCUCUGUGAGCAAGUAAACUAUGAGAAGGAUUGGCGGUGCUGUUUUGAGAUAAUGGCCUUUAUGUUAGUGGGAUCACAAAGCCAUUUUGCCUGACACAUUGUGCGUGGAUUAUCAUGGCUUCUAUUUUAGGGCCUAAAAUUGCUUGCUUUUUAUUUAAUUGCAGAUGCUGCAAAUUGA
Podarcis lilfordi (Lilford's wall lizard) is the source of this 13030-nucleotide messenger RNA. NCBI's taxonomy places the organism in Eukaryota, Metazoa, Chordata, Lepidosauria, Squamata, Lacertidae. The record is from the annotation of a GenBank genome assembly.